AGACUGUUUUGCUCCUUAAGCAAGAGAUUCACUGCUGCUCAGCCUGGCUCAGACCAACUCAUGGUUGAUGCUCCUCUCCUGCCUGAUGUUUGGGUCUCUGAGCCAAGGCCAAGAGACCCAGACAGAGCUGCCUAAGGCCUGGAUCAGCUGCCCAGAAGGCACCAAUGCCUGUCGCUCCUACUGCCACUACUUUAAUGAAGACCGCGAUUCCUGGGUUGAUGCAGAUCUCUACCACCAGAACAUGCAUUCAGGCAACCUGGUGUCUGUGCUCACCCAGGCCGAGGGUGCCUUUGUGGCCUCACUGAUUAGAGAGAGUGGCACUGAUGACUUCAAUGUCUGGAUUGGCCUCCAUGAUCCUAAAAAGAACCGCCGCUGGUACUGGAGCAAUGGGUUCCUGGUCUCCUACAAAUCCUGGGACAUUCGAGCCCCAAGCAGUGUCAGUCCUGGCUACUGUGCCAGCCUGAUUUCAAGUUCAGAAUUCAAGAAGUGGAAGGAUAUGCCUUGUGAGGCAAAGUUCUCCUUUGUUUGCAAGUUCAAAAACUAG
Messenger RNA from Propithecus coquereli (Coquerel's sifaka), 544 nucleotides. RefSeq names its product lithostathine-1-alpha-like. Bases 68 to 544 code for a protein of 158 amino acids. The transcript has 5 exons. Lineage: Eukaryota; Metazoa; Chordata; Mammalia; Primates; Indriidae. Gene Ontology annotation, biological process: positive regulation of cell population proliferation; antimicrobial humoral immune response mediated by antimicrobial peptide; response to peptide hormone. The record is from RefSeq and is a predicted model, not a curated record. Gene Ontology annotation, molecular function: signaling receptor activity; oligosaccharide binding; peptidoglycan binding.